AUGAACUCAUACGACAUUCUUGGAUGGAGCUUUAUUGAAGAGGCAGUUAUUCGAGAUCGGGGAUAUGAUGAGGAAAGAGAUUUGGCCGCCAUUUUAAAAUCGUACUUCAUUCGACGCGGUUUUGUGGAUUCCCUUAUGGCAUUAAAUGAUGAACUCGUGGAGUUGGAGGGAAAUAAUAAUGUGAGAAAAUAUUGUGUAAAGAAAAAGAAAGCAAAUGGUGGAAUGCCUAUGAAAAAGGAUGAAUCCCCCAUGUGGAAUAAUGAAAGGAGUGAUGAUAACAGUGUUAAUACUGUUGUAGAGUCUAUGAAAAAACGUAAACAAAUUCAAUUAUUAUGCUUAAAUGAACAAUAUGAAGAGGCUGCGGAACUUCUACCACAUGGAAGUGUCUUUAAAGUAAAAUUACUUGCUAUGGAGGCUAUGAAAAUUGCAAGAUCUAAUCAAUCUGCGGCUCUUUUUUUUCUCUGUGUAAAGGUAAGUCCUCUGGUGGUGGAGACAACAGAUGCGACGAUGGCUCAUCACAUUUUUGUAAACUCUUUAGCGGCCGUCUCGAGUGGAGUGAAGGCGGCGGAGUUGUCGAUCCCCACACCGCGGACAAUUGCCCGUGAGGUGAAUGAAUCUCUUCUCGAGAAGAGUGAGUCCAACGCGUUGGAUAUUCUUCUCUCGUGGUCGGAUUGGCAGGUGCUGGUGAGGAAAAUAAGGGAGGGGGAACAGAAGAAGGUGAACUUUCCCUUCACAAUGAAGGUAGAUAAAGUGUAA
This is a messenger RNA of Trypanosoma theileri, 756 nucleotides long. RefSeq lists its product as uncharacterized. The record is from RefSeq and is a predicted model, not a curated record. Bases 1 to 756 code for a protein of 251 amino acids. The transcript has a single exon. Lineage: Eukaryota; Euglenozoa; Kinetoplastea; Trypanosomatida; Trypanosomatidae.